UAUAAGGGGACUAAAGGCAAAGGAGAAGGCGGUUGAGGUGGUCUUUGGAGUGGAAAGAGAGGAGAACAAAGAGAGGCCUGAGGAGGGAAGCAGAUGGCUCCGGUUGGUCUACCGCCCGGCUUUAGGUUCCACCCGACCGACGAGGAGCUGGUAAAUUACUACCUCAAGAGGAAGAUUCAUGGGCUUAAGAUUGAGCUUGAUAUAAUCCCUGAAGUGGACCUUUACAAGUGUGAACCAUGGGAAUUAGCAGAGAAAUCAUUCUUGCCUAGUAGGGAUCCAGAGUGGUAUUUUUUUGGGCCAAGAGAUCGGAAGUACCCUAAUGGCUUUCGCACCAAUCGUGCAACACGAGCAGGAUACUGGAAGUCGACAGGGAAAGACCGGAGAGUUUGCUAUCAGAAUCGAGCUAUUGGUAUGAAGAAAACAUUGGUAUAUUAUAAAGGUCGAGCUCCACAGGGGAUCAGAACAGACUGGGUGAUGCAUGAGUACCGUCUCGAUGACAAGGAGUGUGAGGACACCAUGGGAAUUCAGGACUCGUAUGCAUUGUGCCGAGUCUUCAAAAAAAAUGUGGUUUGCACAGAAGUGGAAGAGCAGGGGCAAUGUAGCUUAGCAUUGGUGGAGGGCUCCCAAGGAGUACUAGCUGAGUAUGAGACCAUGUCACCUGAUGUGCCUGUGGGAUCGUCAUCCUGCAUCGACGAGGAAGACAAAGAUGAUGCAUGGAUGCAAUUCAUUACUGAUGAUGCAUGGUGUAGUAUGUCAAGCAAUGAAGGUGGUCAGGACCCAUCAUGUGUGGCAAUUGCUAAUCAAUAGGCUUCUUUUUCUUCCUCGUCUUUUCCAUCCUUUUUUUUUUUUCCUUGCUUGGGAUAUGGUAUUGGGUGGUAAAUAACAUGCUUGGAGUAUAAUUUUUAAUGUAAUAAUGCAAAUAUUCAUAUUAAUUACAUCUCCUUAGGAGGAGAUUGCUUGGAUCUUCA
This is a messenger RNA of Elaeis guineensis (African oil palm), 968 nucleotides long. Its product is annotated as NAC domain-containing protein 54. Gene Ontology annotation, molecular function: DNA binding. Gene Ontology annotation, biological process: regulation of DNA-templated transcription. The record is from RefSeq and is a predicted model, not a curated record. Lineage: Eukaryota; Viridiplantae; Streptophyta; Magnoliopsida; Arecales; Arecaceae.